GCCUUUGCUGCGGUGAAAUCCCUCAACCCCGCCUCCCUCCGUCGGGCCAGGCGGGAUCACCGCGGGAGCCCCGCUCCGUGCAGCAGCCCGUUGGCUCCGGCCCAGACGGCGUGGGGCUGAAGGGGACUAGGAAAAGGGGGAGCAGACCGGAGGGACCAAGUGAAUAAGAGGGAGUGAGUUUAUUAUCUCUCUCUCUGUCAUGCGAAAAGUGCAGCAUGCUGUCCUCCGAUCCGGACACUGCGGAGGACACGGCGGCCAGUGCUCUCAAUGAUGCUGAGGGAGAGGAGCAGCAGCAGGAGGAGGAGGAGGAGGGCUCGCCAGCUGAGAGUGAUGUCCUAGAGGAGCAGCGUCCAGUGAAGCAGUCCCUUGGUUCUUGCAUCUGCCGGGAGUCCCAAUGGCGCUGCCUGCUGCUCUCUCUGCUCAUGUACGGCUGCCUGGGCGCGGUGGCCUGGUGUCGGCUGACCCGGGUCACCAAGAUCAGCUUCAACUCAGCCCUGACCUCCUCCUUCACGGCCUCCUUCACCUCCUCCAUGCGGGGGUCCUCGAUGAUCUACCACGACAGCCCUUGCUCCGGCGGCUACAUCUACAUCCCUCUGGCCUUCCUGCUCGCGCUGUAUGUCCUCUCCAUGGUGGAGUGCUGGCACUGCAGAGCCCGGAGCGAGCUGCAGAGCAACGCCGACGUGGACAGCGUGUAUGAGCGCGCGCUGCGGAUGAGACAGGCCCAGCCUUGCAUCUGGUGGAAGGCCAUCAGCUACCACUUUGUGCGACGGACUCGGCAAGUCACUCGAUACCGUAACGGGGACGCGUACACCACCGCUCAGGUGUACCACGAGAGAGUGAACACCCACGUGGCUGAAGGUGAGUUUGACUUCAGCCGCUGUGGGAUGAAAGAUGUGUCGCGCGACCUCGUCGGCCUGGAGGGACACCCGGCAACUCGCCUGCGCUUCACCAAAUGCUUCAGAUUCACAGAGGCCGGUGCAGAAAAUGAUUACCUCAACCAGAGAGCCAGGUUCUUCUCUGAAAUCGAGGGUUUGGAUGAUUACAUGGAGGCCAGGGAGGGGAUGCAGCUGAAGAACGUGGACUUCAGAGAACACCUGGUAGCUUAUGUCGAUCCAGAUCGGAUGCCUUGGUACACUUCCCAAGUUGCCUUCUGGCUGGCAGCUCUGCUGAUGUUGUCCUGGCCUCUGAGAGUGCUGGUCGAGUACCGCACUGCCUCUGUGCACUACCGCAUCGAUAAACUGUUUGGGUUGGAGUACCGACCGUCUCCUCAAGAUGAAGACAGGCCUUCGGGGAAUAAUACCGUGUGUGUUAUUCCAAGAGUCGACACACUGGACAGCACUGAGAUGGAGUGGCACAUACGCUGUAACCGCCAGGUGAUUCCCAGCUACUCAGAGGCCAUGCUGAUCAACCUGAGAUCAGCGGACUCAUUACAAGACACGGCGUCCUCAAACCGCUUCCUUCUGGACGGCGGCCAGGCGGCUCGGAGUUACGGCGCUCUGCAGAGCCAGGAGGACUGCGAGCGAUGCAGGGAGCCCGACGGAGGAGGCGACGGAGGAGGCGACGGAGGAGGCAGGAGGAGGACCGUCACCAGCUCCAGCUGCUCCUCCAUCUUCUCCCGCCGGGGGGCGCUGCUCCACUCGCACCUCUCGUCGGACACGUCGCGAUUCUCCCUGUGCCGCAUGUACGGCUCCCAUCGCACCGUGUCGCUGUGGAGGAGCCACAGCAGCAGCCUGACGGAGCCCUGCUGCGCCGAGGAGCGAUGCUGCCGGUCCGACUCCAGCCGGCUGGCUCUCAGCGACAGUCCGCCGACUUACGGGGACGCCCGGUUCUUCCCAGUUCUCAUCGUGCACCGGUCUGAGUGCUGCGGCAGCGAGGACGGGAGGGAGGCGAGGCGAUAUUACGGACGCAGAGAGUCUUCCUGCGUGGAGACGGAUCUGUGAAGGACACGGAGACACUUGAGUCAGGAUAGAUUCAGUAUCGAUGGAUGGUGUUGGUAUAAUUACAUUAUAAUCAGAAUCAGAAACAUGUAUUAGACACACGAAGAAUUUGACUUGGCGGCUAGUGUGUACAUAUUAGACAGAGAAACAAAACAACAACAAUUAAAAACAAUCAACAGUCAACAUAUAAGAUAAAAUAAAGUGGGUCAGUGGGGGAAUUAAUGAAUAUUUAUGGAACUCUUUCAAACUAUUCCACUGAAGUGAAGGAAUAUUCACUUCUACUUUUUUGAUACAGUCAGAAAAAGGUGAAACAGUCCUCAUAUUGAAUGGCACAUGUCUAUAUUAUUACAAUUGAAUUGUCUCUGAAACAGACGCAGGUGUGGUCGUAGUUAGUCUUAAGCAUCACCUCAGAAGUGUCGUACCCUCCUUGUGUUGCGGUGUGUGUAAUGACGAUACUAAUCUGAUCAUGGUGCAGACAUGAACACUGCACGACGUCAGCAUCCGAAUGUUUUCAUCCUUCAGAUUUCUCAAAAAUUACAGGAUGCAAAACUUCACCGGUUCUUACUUUUACCUUGUACUUGUUAUUUUAUGUGUGAAGAUUGUGCUUCUUAUAAUAAAAGUUGCAUGUCAUAAGU
Molecule: messenger RNA, 2572 nt
Organism: Pseudoliparis swirei
Lineage: Eukaryota; Metazoa; Chordata; Actinopteri; Perciformes; Liparidae
Product: transmembrane protein 151B
Exons: 2
Coding region: 216-1940 (574 amino acids)
Source: RefSeq, a predicted model, not a curated record